AUGGAGUACAUGGACAGUGGGCCGAGAUAUACCCCUAAAAAGGAUACAGAAUGGGACGCCGCAGAUCAAUUCCUGCCUGCGUCCGACAACAAAAAAUUCGAAAAGAAGAAGGGACCAGGCAAAGUGGGAGCGGUGAUCGGCGUGGUCAUCUUCGCUGCAGUCGUGGCUCUAAUGGCCGGUCUUCUGGUCUGGCACUUUCACUUUCGUAAAGACGUCAGGGUCAAGAGAAUGUACACCGGCUCUUUGAAAAUCACCAACCAGGUUUUUGAAGAUGCUUAUGAGAACUCCAGCAGUCUGGAAUUCAAAGCCUUGGCCAAAGAGGUCACUAAACAGCUCAAACUGGUCUACUCCAAAGUACCACAACUGGCCAAGUACUAUGUCGGUUCUACAGUCCAGGCAUUCAGUGAAGGCAGUGUGAUCGCCUACUAUUUGUCUGAGUUCAACGUUCCGGCGGGUCAAGAGGCAGCUGUCGACAAUGCAAUGACCACAAUCAACCAGCAGGUGGAUAAGGAGCGCAGUUCUAUUAACAGACAAGGCAACGCUCUGGUCCUCGAUGAUGUGGUGUCAUCAGCCCUCGAUACUCGCCUGCUUUCAACAGCAUUAAAACAAUUGAGGUUUACUGAACAUACCAGGACCAACUUCAUUGGGACGAUUCAGUCUCCUGGUUUUCCCGACAGUCCGUACUCUCCAAACACAUUCAUUCAGUGGCAGCUGAGAGCCGAUCCUGGAUACGUGAUCCAGUUGGACUUCGACACCAUGAACCUGGAGGAAAACUGCAAAAAUGACUUUGUGAAAAUCUAUGACUCUCUUGUGGCAAUUGAAAGCAGAGUUUUGGAAGAAUUGUGUGGAUAUUAUUCACCAAGUGAGCCAAUGACUUUCCUCUCCUCAAGUAACGUCAUGUUGGUGACUAUGGCAACAAAUGAGGAAGAAAACUAUCCUGGGUUUAGAGCACAAGUCUCUCAAGUCAAGCGGGGCAGUAAAGGGACGACAUGUGGAGGUCAACUUUUAGGCGAAAAGGGUUCUUUUAUGUCUCCAAAUUUCCCCAAUUAUUAUCCCCCUGACACACUGUGCCAAUGGACCAUUACGGUCCCUGAAGGUAAGGCAGUGAAGGUGACCUUUAACAAGUUUCUUUUGGGGGAGCCUGGACAGGAAAGUAGUAAGACUUGUCUCAAAGAUUAUGUGGACAUAAAUGGGGAAAAGAAGUGUGGCGAAAAGCCAGUGAGAACUGUGUCUGAAACCAGCAAAGACAACAAAAUGACCAUCACCUUUUACUCUGAUCGAUCCUAUGUGGACCGUGGCUUCGACGCAGAGUUCAAGGCCGUGGACAUGAAAGAUCCUUGUCCAGAGCAGUUCCAGUGCAAAAACCAGCGCUGCAUCAAGUCUAGCCUCAAGUGUGACGGAUGGAACGACUGCGGAGACAUGAGCGACGAGCUUAAGUGCUCCUGCAACUCAACAUAUAUCUCCUGCAAGAAUGGGUUUUGUAAGCCACCCUUCUGGAAAUGUGACGGCAUCGACGAUUGUGGAGACGGCACAGAUGAACAGAACUGUGAUGAAUGCCCGACUGGACAGUUUAUGUGUAAGGACAAAAAGUGCCUUUCAGAGAAGCAGCGCUGCGACGGCAGAAACGAUUGUGGUGAUGGAUCAGAUGAAGUCGGGUGUAACAGAGGCACCGGCUCUUCUGUCACUUGCACAGAGAGUACCUAUAAAUGUAAAAACAACAAGUGCAUCUCAAAGGUGAAUCCUGAAUGUGAUGGGGAGGACGAUUGUGAAGAUGGCUCCGACGAGGAAAACUGCGAAUGUGGUCGGAGUGCAUUCAAGACGUCUCGUAUCGUGGGCGGCGAGGAUGCUGAAGCGGGGGAGUUUCCGUGGCAGGUCAGCUUACAUGUCGCGGGCUACGGCCACGUGUGCGGAGCGUCCAUUAUUAGUCCCCAAUGGCUGGUCACUGCGGCCCACUGUGUGCAAGAUGAUGGAAAGACAAGGUUUUCUCAGCCUGGCACUUGGGAGGCAUUCCUUGGCCUCCACAUCCAGCAAAAAAUAGGUUCUAUGGUGGUAAAGAGGACACUGAAGCAGAUCAUCCCCCACCCGUACUAUAACCACUACACCUUUGAUAGUGAUAUUGCAUUGAUGGAGCUGUCGAGUCCUGUGGAGUACUCGGACUUCAUUAAACCCAUCUGCUUACCUUCUCCACAACAUGACUUUCCCACGGGCAGCACGGUGUGGAUCACAGGAUGGGGCGCGACUCGAGAAGGAGGAUUUGCAGCCAGUGUCUUACAAAAGGCUCAGGUGCGAAUGAUCAACCAGGACGUGUGUAACAAACUGAUGUCUGGGCAGCUCACCUCUCGAAUGGUGUGUGCUGGAGUACUCACUGGAGGAGUGGAUGCGUGCCAGGGAGACUCCGGUGGUCCUUUGUCCUUUCCAACCGGGACUCGAAUGUUCCUGGCUGGAGUGGUCAGCUGGGUGUCAAGAUCUCACUGGGUGUGCAGCAGGUAA
Molecule: messenger RNA, 2490 nt
Organism: Knipowitschia caucasica
Lineage: Eukaryota; Metazoa; Chordata; Actinopteri; Gobiiformes; Gobiidae
Source: the annotation of a GenBank genome assembly